AUGAAGCAGCUACACCCUCACUCUGAGUACAGUCUCUCCGUGUACAGCGAUCCAGGAGCAAGCGCCUCCCCCGAUCGUCCUGGAACCCCAAGUUCAUUCGAGUGUUACAUCACGCUUGAAGGCGGCCGUAGCUCAGCCGCGGAGACGUCGCCUUCAUCUCUCCAGGCCGCGAAACACGAGCGACUCACCGACGGAGAAGAGUACCGGAGGGCCGUGUAUAAUGCAUCCUUCCUUCAGGCUGAGAAUGGAUGGCUGCGUCGAGCACGGACGGCAGGAAUCGCACUGCACGAAGGAACUGUCGUCCCCGCCAUGGAGUCUCUUGAUCAUGGGUCGGACGAGAUCCAUGAUGCCCUUACGCAGUUCCACAUCGCAUUUGCGGCCGUCGAACACGCCCUACUACUGUUUCCGUCCCCGGCAACAUCGGACCUUGAAGCUACUCUGCAGGAGCUCAUUCCCGCUUUUGAAACCUGUCGCAAAGGUCUGGACAAAGUAAAGACCGCUUGCAAAGCGCUAGAGAAAGGAGGCAGGGAUUUCUCGAUUCAGCUCAGCGAGUCAAAUCGAAGCUAUGAGAGGUUUUUUGGGAUAGGAUUUCAGGAGGAAACUGUAACAGCUGGCUCUAACACGGUGGACAUGUGA
This is a messenger RNA of Aspergillus pseudoviridinutans, 636 nucleotides long. RefSeq lists its product as uncharacterized. NCBI's taxonomy places the organism in Eukaryota, Fungi, Ascomycota, Eurotiomycetes, Eurotiales, Aspergillaceae. The transcript has a single exon. Bases 1 to 636 code for a protein of 211 amino acids. The record is from RefSeq and is a predicted model, not a curated record.